Molecule: messenger RNA, 11358 nt
Organism: Bolinopsis microptera
Lineage: Eukaryota; Metazoa; Ctenophora; Tentaculata; Lobata; Bolinopsidae
Product: midasin-like
Exons: 73
Coding region: 1-10671 (3556 amino acids)
Biological process (GO): ribosomal large subunit assembly; ribosomal large subunit export from nucleus
Cellular component (GO): nucleus; preribosome, large subunit precursor
Molecular function (GO): ATP binding; ATP hydrolysis activity
Source: RefSeq, a predicted model, not a curated record
AUGGCGUGCUGUUGUCGUAACCCGUGUGGUAAUACAUUACGAUCACUCUACGAAGGGUUCUCCCUCAGCUUCCUCACUCAGCUCGACAGAUCCAGCUACCCCAGAGUAAGAAAACUCAUCACCCAGCACUUGUUACCAGAGAACACUGCAUCCGAGAUUAUCCGACACAAACUUCCACAACCUGGAACUAAUCAUGUGUUAGUAGAAGGGUACUGGAUUGAGAGGGGGGACCUGGAACCGGUCACCACGCCAGGUUACAUCCUUACUCAAACUGUAAAGGAGAACCUGCACGACCUAGCACGUGCUGUGAGCUCGGCUGAGUACCCUGUAUUACUGCAGGGUCCUACCAGCGCAGGAAAGACGUCUGUGGUAAAGUACCUGGCCGGUAUAGCUGGGACAACAGUUAUCCGGAUUAAUAACCACGAACACACGGACCUACAGGAGUACGUGGGUAGUUACUGUGUCGGGGAGAACGACAAACUCGUCUUUAAAGAAGGUCUUCUGGUGGAAGCAAUGAGAGCCGGACACUGGUUGAUCCUGGACGAGUUGAACCUGGCACCAACUGACGUUCUUGAAGCGUUGAACAGAGUCCUCGAUGACAAUAGAGAGCUUUUCAUCGCAGAGACUCAGAUAACUGUAAAAGCUCACCCUCAUUUCAUGUUGUUUGCGACACAGAACCCAGCUGGUGAAAUGAACAGCACAACUACAAUAUCAGCACACAACACGACAGACACCCUCGUCUACCUCAUUCCCUGGCUAGAUAAUGUGUACGGAGGAGUCAGCCUACUUGGAUCUCUUACUGGAACCGUAGGGAAUUUACUCAGUAUACGAUACUUUGCUCGAGAACGAAAGAAAGUGUCCAACAUGCUCUACCUUUGGAUGAUCGGAAUAGAUGUGAGCAGCCGGACAAAAUCGGGAAUAUUUGCUGGAAGACACGGUCUGAUAACAUUGCGAGACCUUUUUAGAUGGGCAGACAGAUACAGGCUGAGUGCUGAAAACGACAACUUCACUGACUGGGACCAAUUGCUAGCUAACGAUGGAUACAUGUUACUGACGGGAAAAGUCAGGCGGUGCGAUGAAGAAGAAAUCAUAAAGGAUGUCCUUGUAAAAGUCUUUAAGCGAAAAAUAGAUACGAACAGUUUCUUUGAUGGGUCACUGGUCUCUUUAGAUUUCUUGUCUAUGACCGAGAGCAUUGGUAUAGUGUGGACACCCAGUAUGUUACGACUGCUGACCCUGGUUAAUCGUAGUCUGGAGUUUCAGGAGCCGGUACUUCUCAUUGGAGAAACAGGGUGCGGUAAAACCACAAUCUGUCAAGUGAUGGCAGCCCUGAAGAAUUUGAAACUUCACAUACUCAACUGUCACAUGCAUUCUGACACAGCGGACUUUAUUGGGAGUCUUAGACCAGUGCGCGAUCGUUUGGGAGAUAAGCUCUUCGAAUGGGUUGAUGGACCACUGAUCGAGGCAAUGAAAAAGGGGGAUAUGAUCCUACUGGAUGAGAUCUCUCUAGCGGACGACUCAGUGCUUGAGCGACUAAACAGUGUCCUGGAGGUGGAGAGACAACUGACCCUGGCGGAGAGUAGUGAGUCUCUCACCCUCACUGCUCACUCAAACUUCAGGAUUAUUGCCACCAUGAACCCUGGAGGGGACUACGGUAAAAAGGAGCUCUCUCCCGCUCUGAGAAACAGGUUUACCGAGAUUUGGUGCAGUGCGGGUGACACACUAGCUGAGAUGAGGGCUAUCAUCCACCAUCAUUUGACCCAUGAGGAUAACCGGGAUAAGAUAAGUGAUAUGAUGGUUCAGUUUAUUGGGUGGUUUCAGGAGCAUACUUCUGGGAAACAGAUUAUAACAGUACGUGAUGCCCUAACAUGGACGACAUUCCUGAAGAACACCUCAGAACUACCGACCCCCUUAGUUCAGCGAUACCUUCACGGUGCUCACUUGGUCCUGGUGGACGGGUUAUCUGACCUGGCACUCAAACACCACUGUCGAUCUUACCUGGUGGAACAGUGCGGGGAGGUCCUGGACCUCGCCUGUGAAGUGCGUGUUGCAGCAACUUGGGUAGAUUUCGGAUCCCUUCGUGUGAAGCGUGGAUCCUUAGAGUGUCCUGACUUGGACGGUUAUUCUUUGGGAGGCCCAACAACUACCGCUAAUAUUCUCAGGAUUACUCGUGGUCUGCAAGGACAUCCUGGAGUCGGUAAAACCAGUUUAACCAGUGCAUUGGCUAAGCUGCUAGGAUAUCGGUUAACUAGAAUCAACCUCUCCGAGCAAACGGACAUGUCCGAUCUGUUCGGUUGUGAUUUGCCAAGUGAGGAUGGAUCUGGGUUUUGUUGGCGGGACGGUCCACUACUAAAAGCUUUAAAACUUGGAAAUUGGGUUCUAUUGGAUGAAAUGAAUCUAGCUAGCCAAGCUGUUCUUGAAGGUCUAAACGCUUGUCUUGAUCACCGAGGGGAGCUAUAUGUCCCUGAGCUCUCCAAAACAUUCACCAUUGGAAACAGCCACAACAAAACUCGCUUCAUUGCUUGUAUGAACCCGGUGGAGCAGGGUGGCGGAAGGAAAGGUCUCCCCAAGUCCUUCCUCAACAGAUUUGUCAAGGUUUACAUAGAGAUGCUGACUAAGGAAGACAUGGUCCUGGUAUUAUCGAACACACACCCGCACAUCCCCUCCGAAACUCUGGGCAAGAUAAUAUCCUUCAACUGGUGUAUUCAUGAACAGGUAUGUGUUCGUGGAGAAUGGGGGAAGCGAGGUUCACCCUGGGAGUUUAACCUGCGGGACACGAGACGUUGGUGCGAUCUCAUCUCAGCAUAUCCCAAUGUUCCACCCCCCUACUUUAUCGAUACUGUCUAUACCUCAAAGUUUAGAUGUGAAGUCGACCGGGAGAAGGUUAGGAAACUUCGAUCUCUGAACUUUCCUGGUGAAAUUUCCCGACCAAUUCCUCUCCUUAUGAGCAGCGACAAGGUUCAAAUUGGUCCGACUGUUCUCACCAGACACUGCGCAAGCGUUCCUACAACCUCUCACAUCUACAGUCCUCAGCUUGUUGCCAUGGAGACUCUGGCACAUGCUGUCAAAAUGAACUGGAUGUCGAUAUUGAUUGGACCCAGCAACUCAGGGAAGUCGACCACUCUAAGAACGUUUGCGGCGAUGUGCGGUAGAGAUGUACUGGAGAUAGGGUGCAGUUCCGUGUUUGAUAUAAGUGAUCUCCUUGGAGGCUUCAGCCAGGUAUCCAAAUCUGCGUAUUUUGAAAUAAUUCGACAGUUAGUAGAUGAUUUGGUGAAGGAGCUAAUCGUUGUUCAACACGACCAUCUCGCCCCUCUCUUGGCUGCUUGCCCGAGAUUGCAGAACGACGAUAAAUUCGAAGAAAAUGUCCGGAAAAUUCUUAAAAUUCUAUCUACUGGAGUGUUCCCCGUAAAAGUGAAUCUCAUUUUGGAACGAAUCUUAACCGUUAUCCGUAAAAUUGAGAAAAGUACUGAUGGGACGUUUGAAUGGAAAAACAGUCGCUUUGUGGACGCCCUUAUCGAAGGUAGAUGGGUAGUGCUUGAUAACGCCAACUUAAUAUCUCCGAGCGUCCUAGACCGACUUAACCCACUCCUCGAACAGAAGGGUGUCCUUGUACUGGAUGAGAGGGGGUAUGUUAACGGUGAAGCUACGGUCAUAACUCCCCACCCAGCUUUCAGGUUGUUUAUGACAAUGGACCCCCGGUACAGUGAGCUGUCCAGGCCGAUGAGGAACCGAGGAGUUGAGAUAUAUCUUGACUGUGAUUAUCAAAUCAGAAAUAAUCAUCAACCCCGCCUUCUCCCAGAGAACUCAGCCGCUUUCAAUGUUAACCUCUAUUGUCAUUUGUUAAGGAAGCUUUCAUAUGAGAAUACAGAAGAGGUGAUGAGGAAUAUUCUAGGAUACCUCCCCAUUUCAACAUGGUCCUUAAUACUCGCUACCUUUGGAAAUAAACUUUCCAGUGCUUUCGUGGAUUCAUUGCGCAGCUUUAUCAAGUCAAAAGAGGGUCACAUUGACCUCACUCCAAGCGACUCAAAACUAAGCUCAUGGACUGUUAAACCCAAUUCUUCAUUCAAGUGUUACAACAAGUUUGUGUGUCUAAGUUAUGAUCUGAGUACGAUGAGCAACAGCAAAACUCUCACUGAAUUGGGAAACAGCCUGGCAGCGGUUGAGUGGACAGAUCUAUAUCUCUUCAGGAAAUUUUUGCUUUUGUUCAAAAUGUUCAGUAAAGGCGAGAAUGGAACGCUCUGGUGGGAACUAAGAGAGGCAUUACUCGACCACCCACUAUCCUCCCUGUACGACGACCGGUUUGGGUCCUCCAGGGACGAUGUUCAUUGGCACCUGGUGGAGAUUGUUGGCCAUCCUCCCCUGGUUCAGUCAGAGGAACUUGGCUGCAUUAUCGAUAGUUAUUUGACGGAGUGUGACGUAUUCACUAGUCACGAUGAUGCGUUUCUGCAGAUCAUAUUCGAAGGAAUAACUCCUGACCAACGCAAUCAAACGGUGAACUCGAGUGUGAAACCAGUCGAGGGUAACUGUGACAACAAUGAAAUACCUAAUUCGACGGGGAAGGAAUCCUCACGAACCACUGGACUGGCUCUGUUGUUAGCGGAGAUUUUAGUCACUCCCACCAACCUUAACGAAGACGAUAAGAGAGCUAUUAGGAGUGCAGUGUUUCCUCACGUCUCACCGUAUUUAAGAUGGUCUCUCAGAGCAUUCACGGGACAAUCUCAACAUCUUACGGAUAUACUUGCUUAUCUGAUCUACAAAACGUCUGAUUCGGUUGAUUCAAAUGGCAAAAGUUUUAGUAAAGAUCAAGAUACGGUGCUCGAUGUCCCAUCAAUGUGUUCCUUUGACGAAUGGACCAAGAAUCUCACACAAACAAUAUCAAACCAGAUCCUUCGCUCGCUUAUCGGGGGAUCUUCAAUAAUGAAGAACUUGCGGCACGCACGCUUGAAAACAAUAAGAAGUGUUAGCGGUAAAAGGACGGAUGCGGGGACGGUGGAUUCGCUGUUGGAGACCAUGGAAAAGACUUGUUUACUUAGUAAAUCAGAUCCUGUGAAGCACUAUACCAUCCUCCACAAUUUUACCUUGGCAUAUGUGGAAUUAUUGGAGAACCACCGAAAGAUGCAUUCCUCGAUACAGAGUCACGCUCAAGGGGGCGCCCAGGUACCGGAGUCCGCAUAUCCAUAUACUGUUAUCCAUGAACAUCUGGAAAGAGCUAGAACCACUGUUGGUGAAACUGCCUGUAAAUUAGGGCAUCGUCCUGGUCAGCCUAGUUACAGUGAUCUAUCUGAGGAGUUGGCAAUCUUCAACCGUAUUGUUUGCCAACGGGCUAGCGAAUUGAAAGGAGAUGAAGCUAAAGUGGAAUCUUGGAUGAAAUCUGUCGGAACAUUCGUCUCAAAAACCUAUACCAAAUAUUGGCACUACAGAGACGUUCUGGCCCCAUUUGUGAUAGCUCUAUAUUGUUUGUAUCGAGCGAUCGAAGAGUCAGUAAAGCUAACAACUCCGAAAAAACAACAUGGUUUCGUGUUAUUCGACCGCAUAGACCGGCUUAACCAAGUGAUAUCUUCAAGUUUGCAGGGAAGUCAAGUGGCAACGAAUAUAAAGCUAAUGGACCAUAUGGUAGCUCUCUACAGCUAUAGGGAGAGCAUAACCACCUUUGUCGAAGAGGAUCUGGCAGGAACUGUAUCUGUUGUGAAAUCGUUUUAUCUCUCAUGGGAGCGUAACAAAGAACUGCGCGAUAAAAUGGAGAGAAACCAGGAGUCGAUCUACAAAGAUACAGAACGUUUUCAACUAGAAGACGACGUAACUAUCGAAAAACUGUUCCCUACUUACGAGGAUUUCAACGAUCUUGAUUCACCUGAAGAUGCACAAAUGGAUACUACAGUAAACGAAUCCUCUAUCCGAUUCUCGCAGGAUAAAGAUGGAAUAGUUCCUGUUGAAGUGAUGGGAGACUACAUACAGCGACUUAUCGACCUUUUACAACAUGACGGUAGUGUCAGCCAGGCAGAAACCCUGUUACGCCUCAAAAAAUGUUUAUCUUUGAAACACUUAGAAGGAUUGGAUAUUAUAGACAAAGGCGAAGCUAUUACGGUAGGCUCCAGCUGGAGCAAUCUUGAUCGUUUCACCUCGCCCUCCGAUACUGGUGAAGAUUGUGUGGACAUAUACCGGGGGUCAUACCCCGCGCAGGUCAAGGCAAUCAGACCUUUGUUAAAGGAUCUGGGUGACAGAACAAGAGGCUUCCUGGAAACAUGGCCCGAACAUCCCGCACUCCUUCAGAUAAAAGCUGUCGUUGAACGAAUUGAAGGUUUUCCUCUUGACCAGCCAAUUGUAAAGUUUUUACAAGGUCUGGAAAUACUGCUCACCAAAUGCCAGUUGUGGGAGGGUAUAGCGUCACGGAAAGUGUCUAUGUCGGACGCUGUGGAAACGCUGACCCAACAGAUCAUACAAUGGCGAUCAAAUGAACUCAGGUCAUGGCCAUUACUGCUGGACAAAGCCUUCCGUAACCAUCUGGCCAGUACCAAUGACAACUUCUUAAAACUUGCCAACUUGGUAAUCGAAUCAGGAAAUCUGGAGUCCGGGGCGCAGUGUUCCAGUUUUGUUUCCGCAGUAUUCGCCUUUAUAGAGGACAGCUCCGUCGGCGAUUUCCAAGAACGUCUCCAGUAUUUGAGACUUUGUUCCGAUAAACUGGGUGUACAUGGAAAGAUCAAGAAAGUUCUUCAAUCAAUACAUUUUUAUUUCAGCCUUUUCAAAGAAUAUGUGAAAAAGGAGCUUGAAAAUUCUACUGCUGGCAUGAAGAAGGAACUGAAGGACUACAUCAAGAUCGUGCGUUGGAAAGAUGUUAACUAUUUCAGUGUCAAGCAGUCUACAGAUGCAUCUCAUCAGAAAUUAGUUAAAUUCAUCAAGCAAUAUGAGGGGUCCCUCAAGAACCCCGUUACCACCACGCUUGAGAAGGAUGAUAUUCUACCUUUGCCGCUACAAACACCGUUACUGGUACCUCAACCAAGAAUCGACAUCGUCGUGGAAUUGGGGACCUUGAUAAAAGAUUCACUGUCGGAGCUACAAGAAGCUUCGUGCGGUUUUGAUAAAAUCGAAGAUAAAGAGAAACGACUGAAGGCUAUGAAAGGGAUUGAUCUAAGAAAGAGGAAAGCUCUAUCAGACCUCUUUAAAUGUUUAUCACAUUGUGGGCUUUCCUUUACCAGAGGCCUCUCUAUGAACUUUAGUGUCGACUACUUCUACUCGAUGAUGAGUGAGACGCACCCUAGCUCAGAAUCUUCCUGGGUUCUUCACAACCUGAAGACACUCCUAAAGCUUGUAACUGAGCCCUCUGACCAGCUUGGUCCUACUGAACUUGACAGAAUUAAAGGGUUCUCCGGACAUCUUUUUGGUAUUAUUAACGAAUUGCUCAACUUAAGGGACCAAUCCCGCCGACAUAUCUCAACUCUGGAACAGAUGAGCUCCAAUUUAUCAAGUAGACAGUAUGACGCUCACCAAGUAGCCGUAAAGAACAGAUGGGAAAUGGUUGUUAAAAAGGCGGUUCCUCUACAAGAUUGCUCCUACCAAACACUUUAUCUUACGGAUGCCAUUACUAAAUUUGAUAACGGAGCAGCUGCAUUUUCGGACCUUUACGAUAAAGGGUCCCUCGUUGAUGGAAAACUAAUGACUGACGUUAAAGGCAACGUGGACGACAUCAAGACCAGACUGCUGCACCUCAGUAAAGCUGUGCACCACCCGGAUCAUAUCUUUACGUGUGGAGAGGCUGCUGAGAUAGAACAUGUGGAGGGUAUGGUGGAAGAAACUCUGGUGUACCUGGAAGCUCUGGCGAAUAAAAAACAAAUUUUGUUCAAUAAUGUUCCCACAACCCUCCCCCUCUUGGAUAACUUGUCGAGCACAGUGAAGCAAAUAAAGGCUAUGACUGUGACCCCCACCACCGAAAGUAAAAUACUCUCUUUAAAAGAGUUGAAUUCACUACUUGCCUCCGUGAAGCUACCUUUGUUCAAAACCCCCAACAGCCCUGUAACUGAGGACUGGGGUUGCGAGAAAGGCAUGUUUGUUAACCAGCUGAAACACAUGACCGAUUUAGCCGGAAUUGCUGACCUUGAACGGCCCUUAGCUAUCAUAUCUGAUAUUCUUGUCUCAGCUAAGUUCUGCAAACCACUGCCAACUAAGAUUUUAUACAGAGUGAGAGAUGUUGUGGGUCGCCUGCUGGAGUUUUGUAAGGAAUACCUAAAUCAUCUGGAUAGCUGGCUAUCUCAUGGGCUUCUACCUGUUACUGCGACUCUGGUGAAACUAUUCAGGGAUAUUUUAAAGAGAGGAUACUGCAAGCCUGAUGAGCUGGAAGAAGCAGAGAGAGAGGGAGGUGAGAUGUUUGACAGUAGUGAGAGCGGAGGAGUAGGAGAAGGACAAGGUACUACUGACGUUAGUGAUCAGAUCGAGAGCCAGGAUCAGGUUGAGGGCACAAGAAAUGAGGAAAAAGAAGAGCAGGACGAUGUUGCCGAAGAAAAAGAGGGUCUAGAAAUGGAGGAUGAUUUUGAGGGUGCCCUAGGUGAUGUGGAGAGGGAUGAAGAAGGAGAGGAUAGUGGCGAUGAUGACCAAGAAGAAGGUGAAGAUGAUGAACAAAUGGGGGACGUUGACAAUCCGGAGGACAAACAAAAAUCUGAAACUUUCGGUGAAAACGAGGAAAAACUGCCUGACUCCGAAGCUGAAGCGGACAAAGGUGCUCAAAGUGAGCAGCAAGAUGAAAUGGUCGCAAAAGACGAUGACUUGGAUCAUGAAUCCGGCGAAAAAGAAACUGAAGACCAGGAGCUACAGCAGGAAGAUGACGUUGAAGCUGAGGAAUAUAACCCGGAAGAUGAUGUUCCGGAUCCCGAAGCUUCCGGGCAACCCGACGAUGAAAAUCCUCCUCAAGUUGAGGACCUCCCAGAUGACAUGGAGGGGUUGGAGGACCAACAGGAUAACGAAGGAGGUGACGUUGACAUGGAAGAGGUUGAAGAGGGUGGAGAUGAUCAAGAGGAAGAGGGUGUAGAGGAGGGGGAGAUUGAUGACAUAGCCGAGGAGCAAGAAGACCAACCAGAUGAAACCAACGAGGAAACGGAGAAGGUUGGGGCGAGUGUACCAACGGAUCACAGCGAGGCAGCACCCGAUCCACAAGCGGAGACAGAAAGUACACAGGGAGGUGUUGAUGCUGAACAGCAAUCAGGUGGACAGGAUGACCAGAACCAGGGUCAAUCAGCUGACGCUGCCGGCGAGAGCAGCCAUGAUAAGAGUGAUGAGACGGAUCCCGCUGAUUUAGGAAAAAGACAUCGCGAGAAUGAGAAAAAGCAAAUGUCAGAGAGCAAAUCCGCGAAGCGGGCCAAGACUUUGCCAAAAAUAAAAGAGGACCGUGAAUCUUCCAACGCUGAGGUAAAGGAUACGGAUGUCUUCGAACACACAGAGGAAGGGGAAGCGUAUGACAAAGAAGUUAUGGAUACGACUGAGCAGAAGACAGAUCAGGACUAUAUUGCUGAUGAAAAAGAAGAUGAACCAGGGGAACAGAGUGGAGUGUUGGAAGGUUACGAAGAGGAAUUGCAGGAGGCUACUGAUGACAAAAUAACGAACAGCCAAACUGACAAACAGAAUGUUCAACAAGCAGCGGAGGAUGGAAAACAGGACGAAGUUGAGGAUUCUGACCAGCCUAGCAACCAGCGGGAAACGACAGAAGAUGUCAGGACUUCCCACUUCAUUACCAACGAAGAUUAUCAAACCACAAGAAGUCAGCAGCUCGAACAGAUCAGAUCUAACCUUAUGGAGAUCAACAUAUCGGGUAGAGAAGAUAUGACUCAGAAUGAAGCAUCAGUACGUUGGACACAGUUUGAAUCUCUGACCACCCCUCUCUCCCAGGACCUUUGCGAACAGCUGAGACUUAUACUGGAACCGACUAAAGCUGCCAAGCUAAAAGGAGAUUUCCGCACUGGAAAACGUUUGAACAUGAAACGAAUAAUACCGUACAUAGCUAGCAAGUUCCAGAAAGAUAAGAUCUGGUUACGACGGAGCAAGCCAUCAAGCAGAGAUUAUCAGGUUAUGAUAGCUCUGGACGAUUCUGCUUCUAUGUCAUCUGCCGAUUGUGUUCAGAUGUCCCUUGAGGCUGUUGCUGUCAUAACUGGAGCUCUGUCCAAGUUGGAGAUAGGAAGACUCGGGGUGUGUGGUUUUGGUUCUGACACGUCCCUCAUUGUUCCGUUUAACGAGCCCUUCACCAGCAGUUCCGGAGCUAGGAUCGUCAAACACUUCAGUUUCCAAGAUACCAGCACGGAUAUUAUCAGAUUGUUGGAAUUGACUAGAAGUCACUUCGCUCAAACAGCUUCCUUGCACUCCAACCAAGCUGUUUCUCAACUUCUAUUCAUUGUCAGCGAUGGCAGGGGUCUUUAUAUCAAGGGAGUAGAGGCGGUGAAGAAAGCGGUGAAGGAAUCCUGGGAUGCAGGUGUUUUCAUGGUCUUCCUCAUUAUCGACAAACAGAGAGGCUCCGAAAGUAUACUUGACGUCCGAACUCCAAUAUUCGACAGUUCUGGGAAACUAGUGAAGAUAGAAUCAUACCUGGACAGUUUCCCCUUCCCGUACUACGUUGUGCUGAGAGAUCCGUCUGAUCUUCCUGCUACCCUAGCUGACGCUCUCAGGCAAUGGAUAGAGAUUGUAGCAAAUUCCAGUUAACCGCUCAUUCUUUUAGGCUUUUUAACAUUUAAGAGUUUCUGCUUCAAGACUGAAGCCUUAUUUUAACUUUGUUUGGGGUUUACGUUAAAUUAUUUAUUAUUUUAUACGUUAAAUUAUUUACAUCAGAGCGUUAAAAAUUGUUAAAGCGCUUUCUUUGGGUUUAACGCCGUAGUACAUACAUAUUACAUUGCGCUGAAACCUACAUUGCGAUGAAAACUGCGAUGAAAUGCCGCGCAUUUAUAAUACAGGCACACGUUUAUAAUAUGUAUAUGUAAUAUGUAUGUACUACAGCUUAACUUUAUCUGUGCAAUCUUAACAUUAUAACGAAUGCAUAUUUAAGUAACUUUGUGUGACUGCCUAAUCGGCGAUAAGGUCAGUUAUAAAAUUUCCUGAAUAGCUUGGAAGAAAGCUGACUUAUUGAUUUCAGAUCUAGACAGAACUUUAUUUUUAUUGAUCUUAGGAACAAAAUUAUUCAUAGUUUCCGUAUUGCCUGCCACUAGGGACAUCCGUUCAAAUAUGGCAAUCUGCAUAAUUGUCUCAAUCUGAAUGAAAACUGUAUCGAUGGAACCUAUUUGAAUGUAGAAUUUUUGUUUGUUUCCUCUCGGUCUCCGUUCAAGAUGUAUUUAUACCCAUUUCAACAGGUCAGUUUUAACGGAACAGGAUUCCGAAAUUGAUUUCGUUUUAAAA